Molecule: messenger RNA, 1146 nt
Organism: Laccaria bicolor S238N-H82
Lineage: Eukaryota; Fungi; Basidiomycota; Agaricomycetes; Agaricales; Hydnangiaceae
Exons: 9
Coding region: 1-1146 (381 amino acids)
Source: RefSeq, a predicted model, not a curated record
AUGUCUCAAACAUGCGGCGGCUCUGAGUCCCAUGGAAUCACAUCCUUUGUGAAUACAGGCCCUAUCAUUGACAGCAUGAUGCUCAUUGCAGAUAAUCAUUGGAUGACUGUCCGUGGAAGAAUCAACCUGUUCGAUGUUUGGGACCUUCCAGAUAACGGUGGCCAUGGAGAACAGGCUGUAAAGUCAGUUCGACAGUGGUCUCAUGUUCAACCUCAUGUUCAUCAAACAAAAGACAACAUUUUUUUUGGAUCUCUGGAUUGCUAUACAUACGGCGUACCUUCCCUUAAUCGUAUGGGUGGGGAACACGUCACACCCACACCCCAUAUCUGGGAAGACUGGCAGAUAGAUAUCCUCGAGAGAUAUCUGCCAGAUUACAAGUCAAAGAAAACUGUGGGAGCUUGGGUCGCCAUUAUGGGGAAGGUCCUCACCAAAUUUAAGGGAAGGUCGGAGUCUGGGGAUGGAGGUGGGGCGAAAAUGCGGAAGCAAUGGUUCGCAUUGAAGUCGAGAGUUCGCAAGCCCAAAGAAAUAAAAAUAAGAAGCAUGAAUUGGAACUUCUGGACUGUGGCGGCCGUUCAAAAGAAACUGGAGAUCAAAGAUGCCCAACAGAUGUUAUCAGGGGAUGGGGAAAUCAAGUUUGGGAGUUUUCAAGUUGGGUUGAAUUCAGUGCUGAGCAAUAUGGGGGAGUCGGAGAUAGAGGAGCUAAAGGAGACAGCAAGAUGGUGGAAUUUAGAAGGACCUCCGGAUGAGGAGAAGCAGAGGUCCACUCCGUAUGCCCAUUUUCUAAAGUCGUCAAAGCACUGGCUAUUCGCUGCUUCUCAGUGGAAUUUUUCCCGUAAGCCCAACCACGAUUCUGAACGCUGGGUGGAAAAUCCUCCUCAGCUCAUGUUGGCAGGCACAACUGGUCACGAAGCCUUCUCCGCGAUAUCUUCAUCACCAUUUUGCCCCGUCGUUCUAGCAAGCAGGUCCCUAGCAGACCCAGAAUGUGAGGAUGACAAGCUCCGGGCGUAUCUAAAUAUGAUCCUCCAAUUUCCAGUCAUCCAGCGCCUCGAAGCCUGGGUCCGACGGCUGCGGCACCACUUUACGCAUGCCGUUGACAAUGCCCAGGCAUUUAAGGCUCUAAGAGGAGACAACUUCAGUCUCUCCUGA